UGCAAACCCUGGACAAGAAUUUGAAUGUGGAACAUCUGCACAAACAGGGAACAGCCGGCAGGAUGAAUGAGAAUAUCUCGAAGAAUUCCAGUGAGGAGCAGGCGGCUUGGUUGGAGACCAGUUUAGAUUUAGCCUUGACGCUGCAGCAAACUCCACUCAAUCCCUGGGACAUUGUGCUGUGUGUUUCUGGGACAGUCAUCGCCUGUGAGAAUGCCAUCGUGGUGGCUAUCAUCUUUUACACGCCUGCCCUGAGGACCCCGAUGUUUUUGCUGGUGGGAAGUCUCGCAGGUGCUGACCUGCUAACCGGCCUCGGGCUGAUCAUUCACUUUGUGUUCCUUUACUGCCUGCGCUCUGAUCUGGUCAGUCUGGUCACCGUCGGGAUCUUAGUCGGAUCGUUCACCGCUUCAGUGAGCAGCCUGCUAGCUAUCACUAUAGACCGCUACCUGUCUCUGUACAACGCCCUGACCUAUUACUCAGAGCGGACAGUAACCCGCACCUACAUCAUGUUGUUGCUGACAUGGAGCCUAUCCCUGAGCCUGGGGCUCCUGCCCGUCCUGGGCUGGAACUGCCUGUCGGAGCCCUCCUCCUGCAGCAUCGUCAGACCCCUGACCAAGAACAACCUGAUCAUCCUUUCCGUCUCCUUCUUCAUGGUGUUCGGGAUGAUGCUGCAGCUUUACAUGCAGGUCUGUAAGAUCGUGUGCCGCCACGCUCACCAGAUCGCCGUGCAGAGACACUUACUGUCCAGCUCUCACUACGUGACCACCCGCAAAGGCAUCUCCACCCUGGCCCUCAUCCUCGGCGCCUUUGCCAUCUGCUGGCUACCGUUCGCCAUCUACUGCCUGAUAGCUGACUCCACCUACCCUGCAGUGUACACCUACAUGACCAUCCUACCUGCCAUCUACAACUCCCUCAUCAACCCUGUCAUCUAUGCUUACAGGAACCAGGACAUCCAAAAGGUACUCUGGGCUGUCUGCUGCACGUCCAACAAGUUGCCCUUUCGCUCCAGGUCCCCCAGUGAUGUCUAGCCCCUGGCUGCAAAAUCUGUUGGAUCUUACCGUGCCUGUCUUGUUUCUGACUUCUUGGUACCCAAUGAUGUGGAGGUGCCAGCGUUGGACUGGGGUGGAUAAGGUCAGAAGUCACAUGACACCAGGUUUAUAGUCCAACAGGUG
Messenger RNA from Rhincodon typus (whale shark), 1169 nucleotides. Its product is annotated as G-protein coupled receptor 3-like. The record is from RefSeq and is a predicted model, not a curated record. NCBI's taxonomy places the organism in Eukaryota, Metazoa, Chordata, Chondrichthyes, Orectolobiformes, Rhincodontidae. The transcript has 2 exons. Gene Ontology annotation, cellular component: membrane. Gene Ontology annotation, biological process: G protein-coupled receptor signaling pathway. Gene Ontology annotation, molecular function: G protein-coupled receptor activity. The coding region runs from base 63 to 1025 and encodes 320 amino acids.